Messenger RNA from Rotaria sp. Silwood1, 750 nucleotides. Lineage: Eukaryota; Metazoa; Rotifera; Eurotatoria; Philodinida; Philodinidae. The record is from the annotation of a GenBank genome assembly.
AUGACAUCAUCAUCGACAACAUUAGUUAAAGAACGAGACGAAUUUCGUAAGCGACUAGCUGAUGCAGCAAGUUUUCUUGCAUCAAAUGAGACGCGUCAAAAUAUUGAUAAAACCUCAUCACAAAAAAUAAGUCGGUUAAAAACUUUUUCAAAUUUUAGAACUCUUAAUAACUCGCCAAUUAUGUCUUCCGGACAAGACUUUUCAAUACUAAGAACUAUUAUCGAAGGAUUACAUGAACGUUUUCUUAGUGGACAAACUGAUCCAUUAACAUUAGAUGAAAUUAUAAAAGAAUUCGGUCUUACAAUUAAUCCAUCUGUUAGACAUUGGCUAGUUUCCCAAGCACUUUUAUCAAACGAAAAGACUGAUAUUAAAACAACAGAUGAUGUGCAUAGAUUUCAAUCAAAAGGUGACAAAUUUAUUCGUAGUUUGGUAGAAAGUGGCGAUGUUCUUAAAGUAGAAAGUAGUAAAAGAGAAGUUUUAUUUUAUAAUGAUCGUCAUAUCAAUCUUGAUAUACAUCAAGAAUUUAUGAAUGGAUGGAGAACAAUAUCAGUUGAACAUUUGACCAUGGAGCAGAUUCACAAUUUUUUUCGUGAAAAAGGACAUUUUAGUUUAACAACAAAUGCACCAAAACAAGCACACUUACCAAAAAAACCAUUAAAACGGGUUGAUCGACGUCCUGUUACAGUGAAGCAUAACCAACAUGUUAUUGAUCAACUCAAUGAUUAUUCCAAUGCAACAAAUACAAAAUAA